AUGAAGUUCACCUUCGCAUUUCUCACGCUCCUUACUGGAAAUACUUUUGUCAAUGCUUUUCCUGCUUUCAAUCCAAGAAAUCUUGAGGGGCUUACACCCGACAGACUGACUGCAGUUCUCCAAAAAGUGGACGAGCUCAGGAACGCUAGGGAUUCCCUCUUCGACGCGAAGAAGCCCCUUGAUAUCACCGGAAAGCAUGCCUUCCAGCCUCCCCGUGAUACUGAUAAGCGCGGUCCUUGUCCUGGGCUGAACGUUUUGGCAAACCACGGAUUUAUUUCUCGCGAUGGCAUCACCAGCUUCGCAGAAGUUGUUACAGCUGUCAAUCAAGUGAUGGGUAUGGGCAUAGAGCUCUCUCUCAUACUCGGUAUCAUGGGUACUGUCUGGACAGGCAACCCGCUAUCCCUGGACCCCAGUUUCUCCAUUGGAGGUAAACCUGGGCCGGAAGCACAAAACCUCCUUGGAAACGUCCUUGGUCUUGUCGGUCCUCCUCGGGGUCUGGAUGGUUCCCAUAAUUGGCUCGAGGCGGACGCGUCCCUUACGCGCAAUGACUUGUACCUCACGGGCAAUGCCUGGACAAUGAACAUGACGCUCUUCCGUGAUUUCCACGAUCGCGCUGAUGAGAAUGGUGUUCUCUCCAUGGAUGCAAUCAGCGACCAGGCCGCUCGCCGUUGGAACGACAGCGUCAAUACCAACCCGCAAUUUUGGUACGGGCCCAUCACUGGCAUGAUUAGCCGUAACUCCGGAAUUCUCUUCCUCGGCCGCCUGCUAGCAAACCACCCCCCGGAACAUCCCACCGGCAUCCUCACUCAAGAGAUCUUCCGGAAGUUUUUCGCUGUCUACGAGAAGGAAGAUGGAAGCUUCGAAUACCGUGAGGGUCAUGAAACCUUCCCCAGCAACUGGUAUCGCACACCACUAGAGUAUGGUCUGGUUCCGCUUAACUUGGACCUAGUUUCAUGGUGGUUGAGGAAUCCGGUCCUUGCCAGCAUCGGCGGCAAUACCGGUACUGUUAAUUCAUUCACUGGUCUGGACCUCCACAACAUCACUGGCGGCAUAUUGAACACAGCAACCCUCCUCGAGAAGAACAACCUCCUUUGCUUUCUUUUCGAGUUGCUCAAGUCGUUCAUGCCCAAUUCACUCUCUCCACUUAUGAAGAGUCUUGAGCUUCCGAUCAAACUGGUCACCGACAUCCUUGAGACGCCCCUCCUGAGCCUCGCUUGCCCUGCAUGGAAAGAUCUUACCGAAGGCGGUGAGCCGCUGUGGGAUGUUAUCCAACAUACGUACCCCGGCCCGAAGCAGUUCGGAUCCAGCUUGUAAACCCAUAGGCAAGGCCAGAAUCCUGGAGAACAACCGGUGGAGGCACAGACAGGCGAGAAGGAAUGUACCACAGUAGUACGUAAUUUAUCAUUUACAUUC
Messenger RNA from Pyrenophora tritici-repentis Pt-1C-BFP, 1413 nucleotides. Its product is annotated as oxidase. Lineage: Eukaryota; Fungi; Ascomycota; Dothideomycetes; Pleosporales; Pleosporaceae. Gene Ontology annotation, molecular function: peroxidase activity. The record is from RefSeq and is a predicted model, not a curated record.